Molecule: messenger RNA, 1330 nt
Organism: Anastrepha ludens (Mexican fruit fly)
Lineage: Eukaryota; Metazoa; Arthropoda; Insecta; Diptera; Tephritidae
Gene: Taf11
Product: transcription initiation factor TFIID subunit 11
Exons: 4
Coding region: 266-898 (210 amino acids)
Biological process (GO): RNA polymerase II preinitiation complex assembly; transcription initiation at RNA polymerase II promoter
Cellular component (GO): transcription factor TFIID complex; nucleus
Molecular function (GO): transcription coactivator activity; protein heterodimerization activity
Source: RefSeq, a predicted model, not a curated record
AAACAGCUGAGUGUUUAAUUUAAAAUAAAGAGCAACUAAACAACUAUAAUAUUUAACUCAGCUGUUAGAUGGAAAUAGAUUAAUCUUUUGCCAAGAAAUAUAUUAGUUUAAGCAUUUUCCUGUAAAAAAAAAGAGUCAGACGUCUAUCACAUACUCCAAUACAGUACUGCAAUCACAAGGAAGUUCAAAUUAACACGAAAUCACACAACAUUAAAGGCUCUUUCUGAAAAUUUUCAUUCCGGCAAAGACAAAUAAAUUAACUGCAAUGGACGAAAUUUUGCUUCCAACAACUACAGUGACAACCACACCAACAACAACUUCAAAUGCACUGAAAAACACCGAGCACGAUGAAGUUGAUUUAAAGUUAUUCGACAAAGCCAUGAACAGUAGUGAGACAGACAAUCGCGGAGACAAUAAUGAUAAUAGUGAUCAUUCUGGCGAUGAGGGUGUUAGUAAAAUAUCCAGGCUGGACAUGAAGGAUGCCAAAAUGGAGGGUGCAGAUUUAAACGAUGAUACAAGAUCCAAGAAACAGAAAACAAAAAAAGAAAUGGAGGAAGAGGAGCGGGAGAAAAUGCAAGUGCUUGUGUCCAACUUUACUGAAGAGCAGCUCGAUCGCUACGAGAUGUAUCGGCGUUCAGCUUUCCCCAAAGCGGCUGUGAAACGUCUUAUGCAAACAAUAACCGGAUGCUCGGUAUCACAAAAUGUGGUGAUUGCAAUGUCAGGUAUUGCCAAAGUGUUCGUGGGUGAAAUUGUGGAAGAAGCUCUCGAUGUUAUGGAAGCUGCUGGCGAGACGGGUGCUUUGCAACCGAAAUACCUACGCGAAGCUGUGCGUCACUUACGACAACGUGGCCGUAUGCCCAUCGGGAAAUUUCAAAAACCAUAUUUUCGCUUGAACUGAACGCUGCAUUUAUAACAAAUAGUUAUUAAGUAAUUUUAAAAUUUAGUGGUAUAAAUCUUGAGGCGAAGGUCACGACAGUCGGUUCUACGUAACCGGAACGACCCGGAUUUAAAUCCCGCCAAGGACUGUCGUUUCAGCCGCAUUCCCCGUAUAUGCAUGGGGAAUGUUUAUGCUGCUAUAACAACAAGCCGAAGUUAUUUAUUUAAAACUAUCACUCUUACAACAACAAAUCAAGUAAUUGAUUUCAAACCAAAUUUUAAAUAUAUUUUAAAAUAAUUUUGUGUCUUUAUUUGCAUAUUAUAUAAAAAUGUGUUUCUCUAUAUAAUUGUUUGCAAAUCUUAGUUUUUUAAUCGUAAGCCUAAUGUACAAAACUAAAAGCACACCCUGUAAAAUUUCAGAAAUACACAUCAAAAUGAAUCCAAAUUUAAGUUU